AUGCCUUCCUACAACGUUGUUGUCUUUGGUGGUGACCACUGUGGUCCCGAGGUUACUGCUGAGGCUAUCAAGGUCCUCCGUGUCAUCGAGAAGAAGCGUGAUGUCACCUUCAACCUGCAGGACCACCUGCUCGGCGGCGCGUCCAUUGACGCGACCGGCACCCCUUUGACCGACGAGGCCCUGACUGCCGCUAAGAACGCCGACGCCGUCCUCCUCGGUGCCAUCGGUGGCCCGAAAUGGGGAACCGGUGCUGUCCGCCCCGAGCAAGGCAUUCUCAAGCUUCGUAAGGAAAUGGGCACAUUCGGCAACCUGCGUCCUUGCAACUUCGCCGCUCCCUCUCUGGUCAAGAGCUCCCCUCUCAAGGAGGAGAUCUGCCGCGGUGUCGACUUCAACAUCAUCCGCGAACUCACCGGCGGCAUCUAUUUCGGCGAGCGCAAGGAAGACGACGGCUCCGGCUACGCCAUGGACACUGAGCCUUACACCCGCGCCGAGAUUGAGCGUAUUAUCCGUCUCGCUGCGCACCUUGCUCUGCAGCACAACCCGCCCCUGCCCGUGUGGUCCCUGGACAAGGCCAAUGUCCUCGCUACCAGCCGUCUGUGGCGCAAGGUUGUUACGGAGGUUAUGGCGAAGGAGUUCCCUCAGGUCCAGAUCGGACACCAUCUUAUUGACUCCGCUGCUAUGCUUAUGAUUAAGGACCCGCGCAAGCUGAAUGGUAUUGUUGUUACUAGCAACCUCUUCGGUGAUAUCAUUUCCGAUGAGGCUAGUGUCAUUCCCGGUUCGCUGGGUCUGUUGCCUAGUGCCAGUUUGAGCGGUAUCCCGGAUGGCAAGAGCCGUGUCAACGGUAUCUAUGAGCCUAUUCACGGUUCCGCUCCCGAUAUUGCUGGCCAGGGUAUCGUGAACCCCGUCGCUGCUAUUCUGUCCGUCGCUAUGAUGAUGCAGUACUCCUUCAACAUGUUCGAUGAGGCCCGCAUCAUUGAGAAGGCCGUUAGCAACGUCAUUGAGGCUGGUGUCCGUACUGGCGACAUUGGCGGCAAAAACACCACUGUUGAGGUUGGUGAUGCCGUUGUUGCUGAGCUGGAGAAGCUCCUCAAAUAA
Messenger RNA from Penicillium maclennaniae, 1095 nucleotides. RefSeq names its product 3-isopropylmalate dehydrogenase LEU2 (gene leu2A). The record is from RefSeq and is a predicted model, not a curated record. Bases 1 to 1095 code for a protein of 364 amino acids. Gene Ontology annotation, cellular component: cytosol. NCBI's taxonomy places the organism in Eukaryota, Fungi, Ascomycota, Eurotiomycetes, Eurotiales, Aspergillaceae. The transcript is spliced from 6 exons. Gene Ontology annotation, biological process: L-leucine biosynthetic process. Gene Ontology annotation, molecular function: 3-isopropylmalate dehydrogenase activity; NAD binding; magnesium ion binding.